Messenger RNA from Leptopilina heterotoma, 2766 nucleotides. Its product is annotated as serine/threonine-protein phosphatase 6 regulatory ankyrin repeat subunit C-like. The transcript is spliced from 2 exons. Gene Ontology annotation, molecular function: protein binding. Lineage: Eukaryota; Metazoa; Arthropoda; Insecta; Hymenoptera; Figitidae. The record is from RefSeq and is a predicted model, not a curated record. Bases 146 to 2410 code for a protein of 754 amino acids.
CUCAAUAUCUCAUUGUUGAUUGUUGUUGAUUUUCUCAUUUUGAUACUUUUCUAAAUUCAAGAAAUCUUUUCGAGACUUGCUGCCCUUGCUGCGCAUCUUUAAUUUUGACCCCAUGAAUCUUUAAUUGAAGGAAUUAUUUGCAGUCAUGGACAGUUUGGUUGAUUACAACGACACUGGCGAUUACGAUGCCUUAUUCCUUGCAGUUCAUAAUGGAGAUUUAAAUUUUGCUCAGAAAUAUUCGUCAGCAAAAAAAAUUCGUGGUAGAACAUUGUUGCACGUGGCGGCAGCGAGAGGUCAUGCAGAAAUAGUAAAGAUGUUUGCAAAACGAGAUGAAGAUGGAAAUACACCUCUACAUCUGGCCAUAAAAGAAAAUCAACCCACGGUGGUCAAUUAUCUUCUACAAGAGUGCAAUGUGAAUGCGAAAAAUCUCAGGGACGAACGGCCAAUUCAUUACGCUGCUUUGUACAAUCGUCAGGAAUUUACAAAGAGUCUCAUAGAUAAUGGUGCAAGCGUUAAUGUGAAGGAUAUCGAAGGAAAAACACCGCUUGAUCUUGCCUUGGCGAAGCAAAACCUUCAGACGGCAGAAAUUCUUUUCAAAAACGGAGCUGCUUUAAGUGCAUAUGAUUUGAAGUACAUGGUCUCUCUUAGAUCUGCUGCUCAAAGUGGGAAUUUGGAAAUGGUAAAACUGCUUAUGUCGAAAGGGUUGAACAAAGUCGAUUCUUCUCUUUCAACUGCAGUAACGCAUGGCCAUUUAGAAGUUGUGAAAUAUCUUAUGGAUAAUGGCUUGAAAGAAAAAGAAACAAUUAUUGAAGAUAGACAAGAGUUAUUUCAUAGAGCUAUUAAGGCUGGUCGUUUAGAUAUUUUUCAAUACUUGGUGGAUGUGGGUGUAAAAUCAGAAGAAGAUCACUUUUAUGAUGCAAUUUUCAGAAAGCGACAUGACAUAUGGAAGUAUUUAUUCACAUGCGCGUCGAAGAUAAAUGCCAAAACCUAUUUCAGCGAGACCCUUCUUCAUUCGUCAGUGCGCAUGGGACAUGUGGAAACAGUUAAAAUACUCGUUAACAAUCCAGCAGACGAUUUUGAGCCGAACUCCUUAGCUAGCAGGUUGGCUGUUUACAUUGCCGUUGAAUACGGCAGUGAGGAAAUUCUGCGAGUUCUUCUAAAUGCAGGUUACUCCGUAGAAAGUUGCUUCGAAAAUACAAGUCCCAUUCACACUGCAGCGACAUUCGAGCGCACGCGACUAGUGAAAAUGCUCAUAGGAGCUGGGGCUGAUGUUAAUUCUCAAACUAAACAUCUUUACACCCCGUUACAUUUUGCAGCAGCUGCAGGACAACCAAUGGUUGUGAAGCUUCUUCUAGACAGUGGUGCUGAUCCUUCUAAAGGAAAAAAAUACAGUGAAUUUCCAUUAAUAAUGGUUUUUGAUAUGUUUUCACCUUCAUCACUUCAUUGCUCAAUCAUUCCAGCUCCAAUGUUUAAGAAAUUAAUAAAAAUUACAGAAAUGCUAAUUCCAUUUUCUAAAAAUGCUUCACAAUUAUUUCAAUGUGCCUUUAAUUUAAGGGUUUCAAGUAAUUGCCGCAGUGAACAAUGUGUUUCAAAUUUCAAAUCUGAAGAUGAAGCAUCAAACGAGGAAAACAUGAAGAAAUCGGAAUUUCGUUCUGAAAUCGUUGAAUGCAUAUUUAAUUACAUGACUGAUGAAGAAAUAAAAUCUUAUUCAGAAUCGUUAAUAAAUCAUUAUUGUCGAAGUGAUUAUACACUAGAACAAUUGCAACUCAUAUUGGAAUAUAAUGAUUUUAAAUCAUGUGAUACUAUUCAAGUCAAUUGUCCUAGGACAAAUUAUGAGAGCAAAGUGCUUCUGAUCGGCUACUCUAAAAAUGCGAAAGAACUUUGGAAAAUGACGAGCACAAGAUGUACUUCAUGUUAUUUAAAUACCAGGAAGGAUAAAGAUAGAGAGUUUUGCAAGUUGAUAGUUGCACGUUUAGUCCUAUUGCUAACGAGGAAUUGUCAUCCGAGUGUGUACAGUUUUUGUGAAAAGAAUCGACUUACUUCUUGGCGAAAGAAAUGUGAAAAGGAGUGUGCCAGCAUGAAAGAAACAAAAGUUACUGAUGGCUUAAACAUCACCUAUUACGACGUUUUAACCGUAUCUGUGAAUCAACUCUCAAUGUACGUGAAGAACGAGAAUUUCCUUAAAGCAGUCGAAUCCUCGUACUCAAACUUUCCAGCGUAUGCUGAUUUUCUGAAAAUCAACGUUGAAAAUGGAAAACGAAGAAAGAAUUUUAUGAAUCAGUGCGUUACUUUAAUGGACAGUUUAGUUAAAAGAAAUCACAAAAUUUGUAUUUCCAAUGCUAACAUCAAUCAAAUUUUUCAAUAUCUCUCUGUCGUAGACUUGCGAAGAUUUUCAGCAGUGUUUUUUUGAAAUUUGUUCUUAACGUUGAACAAAGAAAGUAAUUUUCUUGGUCAUGGAAUAUCGAAAUUAUUUCCUCAUUAUUGUUUUCGAAAAGUUGCAUAUUUUUAACUAAUAUGAAUAAUAGAUAUUUUUCAAAUGUCGCCAUUGAUUAAAACGUUGGCAAUAAUAUCUACCUAUACGUAACUAUUUUUAUAUUUAUUUUUGUUGCAUUCAAAAUGUUAAACGUUCACAUAAAUGAAACAUAAAAGUCGUCAGUGUAAAUUGUUUAUCAAUUGAAAUGAUAUGUUACAUAAUUGUGGAAUCCACUAAAAUAAUGUUAUAUUAUAUUAACCUUCGGGUUAUUUCUUUGAAUUGUUCGAAGAUCA